Molecule: messenger RNA, 1714 nt
Organism: Paramecium sonneborni
Lineage: Eukaryota; Ciliophora; Oligohymenophorea; Peniculida; Parameciidae
Source: the annotation of a GenBank genome assembly
AUGAACUUAAAAGAAUAAGAAUCAAUUAAUGAUUAUUUUAAAGAUGAUUCAAAAUUUAUAGGGGAAUUUUAAAUGACUGAUUAUAAGGUUAUGCGUGGAUAUAUUGGUGGGUAUGGAGAUGAAUUAAGACUCUAUUACACUAAAUUUGAUCCACCAAAUAAAAAAGCUUCAUUAUGCAUUGUUCAUGGCUUUGGAGAACAUUAAGGAAGAUUUUUACAUGUCUAUAAAAUAUAUAUAUAAUUAGAUUGCUGAUAUAUUUGCAAAAUUAAAUUACUCUGUUCAUUUAAUAGAUCUAAGAGGAUUUGGAUAUUCUGGUGGUCCAAGAGGAUCAUAAACUUUAAAAGAAUUACAUAUGGAUAUUGAAGUUUUGUUAAGAUAAGUAUCAAAAGAUCUUCCACUUUUUCUUUAUGGACAUGCUAUGGGUGGAUUACUAAUUAUUAGCUUUUUAAUGAGAAAUCCUUCAUUAAAAGUAAGAGGAAUUAUCACAACCGCUCCUAUGCUAGGUUUUCCUAUGGAUCGAAAAUUAAAAGGAAUCAAAUAUAUUGCUGUAAAAUAUUUCGGACAUUACAUGGAAGUAUUAAUUAUUCAAAGCUUUUAAUAGGAUUUAGUAAUUAAUACAAAACUUAAUAUUACUGGAAUGAGUAAGAAUGAUCAGCAUAUUCAAAGAUGUUUUGAAGAUAAGUUAAUGAUGCCCUUAUUAGGUAUUGGAAUGGCUAAAAGUAUACUCGAAACUUUAAAUUAUAUGGACUCAAAAAUUUAGACUUUCAGGUAUCCCAUAAUAAUAUUACAUGGUAAACAGGAUGCUGUUUCAAGUUAUCAUGAAAGUGUAAGAUUUUAUGAAAAAUGUGGUAGUCAUGAUAAAACUAUCAAAUUAUUUGAAAAUGGUUAUCAUGAAUUAUAACAUGAUUUUGAAUUUGUUGAAAUGAAACAAAUCAUUCUUGAAUGGUGUUCUAUACGAAUACAAAAAGCUGAACCUUUUGGUAUUCUAUUAUCAAUAUUUAGGAAUCUUAUUGUAAUCAAGACUCAAUUAUGGCAUUCCUUAGGGAAAGAAUAAUAAUAUCAAGAUUUUGCUUGGUUUCUUGUUUGUUUUACUUUAUUUAUUUGUUAUUCUUAAAUUUAAGAGAGGAUUCAAUAAAUAUUAAUAUCCAAUUAUUCCAUUGAUGAUUAUAUAUAGAUAUUAUAAUAAAAAAUUAUGAAAAAUUUUAGAAGAAACAAUUAUCAAUCUAAUAGACCUUUUAGAAACAAUAGAAGACCUAGAUAAAAUUUCUAAAGAAAAUUCAGCAGAGAUGAUAAUGAUCGUAACAAUAAUAAUCAAUGUAAAUAAUCUUUUAUAAACUAUACAUAAUCUAGCUGAUAGAAGACCCUUCAAAAGAAGUUUUAGAUUCAAAAAGUCUGGAAAAUUUGAAGGAUUUAGAACUGGAUAAAGAAGAUUUAGGAAGUUGUCUGAAAAUAGAGGUGAAAAUUUAGAAAAUCAAUUGGAUAAAUAAUUAGAAUAAUAUAAGAGCGGGUAAUAAGUAGUAGGAAAUAGUGGUAUCAGUUGUGAUUUAUUAAAAGCAUCAUCUAAAUUAGACAAUGCUUUAGAUACAUAUUUUUCAAGAAAGGGAUCAAACACUAAAGAAAAUAACUUAGAUAGAGAAUUAGCAGGCUAUUGGAAAAAAAAUAAUUGAUAAAUGUUAAAAUAUUCAAUAUAAUCAAAGAUAUAUAACACAAGAAC